UAAAACUUGCUUCAAAUUGAAAACAUCCAACUGGAAAAGGAGUUUUAUUUGACUGUUAUUUUUAAAAUAUGUUAGUGUAUGGUGUUGUAACUUAAUACAAAAUGAGGAAUUUCAUGACAAAGAAUUCUGUAUUUUACUUACAGAGAGAAGCUUGGGAUGACAUAAAAGAAUACAAAGAAAACUUCAAGGAAGUUAUUAGAGAACGGGAAAAGAACCGAAUACCAUUUUUUCAUCAAUCCCCUCAGUUCACCUAUCGGGGACAUCUUGUGGAAUACCUCAAAAGGAUUUGUAUAGAGAGAAAUUUGACACACUGUUGUUUGCAUCUAGCUGUUUAUCUACUGGAUAUCUUCAUGGAUAACCAUUCAAUAAUACCUGAACGUGUAUUACUUGUCACUAAUGUGUGUUUACUCAUAGCAGCAAAAUUUGAGGAAAACAAUGUGACAAUCCCAAAAAUUUCUGAGCUCAAUGCAGCCAUUAACAACCGUUAUCCAAUCAAGGAGUACAAGAAUUUGGAAAUAGUUAUGCUGCAGUUCUUCCAUUGGUAUAUAAUGUUUCCGACAGCUGCUCAUUAUAUAUAUUACUACAUGCAAUCAGUAAUAUCAUUGGAUGACAUAGAAGAUAAUAAAAAUAUCAGGACCCUUUUUUUCAACCUGCAUGACUGCAUUACUGACUAUUUAGAUCAGAUCAUUGAGAAUGUUCAUUAUAUGCAAUGUUAUCCCCCAUCAAAAUUGGCUGCUGCUAUUAUUGCUGCAAGCAGAAUGGAUAUGGGAUUGAGCGGUUGGACAGAGGAGCUACAAAAUUUGACAGAUUAUAAAAUGGAAGAUGUGCAGGCACCUACAUUUGUGCUAAAAACAAAGCAUGCUUUUGUUCACUGUCAAAAAUGCAAAAUCGAAAAUAUAAUGUAAGAUGGGAAAAGACGAUCAACAUGAAUUCAUUUUUUAUUUUAAAUUCAUUCUGAGAUUAUGGUUUCUGAUUCAUUGAGUUUUCAAAUUUUUAUUUGUAUAACCACAAGAAAAUCAUUCACUUUCAUACAUUAUAAUAUAUGUUAAUAUAUAAUAUAAUUGUUAAUGGUUUAUUGCAUAAAAUAAAUCUGGAUGAUUCUUU
Molecule: messenger RNA, 1104 nt
Organism: Leptinotarsa decemlineata (Colorado potato beetle)
Lineage: Eukaryota; Metazoa; Arthropoda; Insecta; Coleoptera; Chrysomelidae
Gene: CycJ
Product: Cyclin J
Biological process (GO): mitotic cell cycle phase transition
Molecular function (GO): cyclin-dependent protein serine/threonine kinase regulator activity
Source: RefSeq, a predicted model, not a curated record